AUGCUUUUCGCCGAAAGAAACAUUCAAGAUCAAUUGAUUUGUGACGAACAACGCCCUGAUAUGCGAAUACUGUGGAAUCGUAAGUGCAUUGAAGCAGUGGAAAACGAUGGUAUGGUGGAUAAACGUGAAUAUUUCGCUCCACAACAUUUAUUCGCUGUAGUUUUGUCCUGUGAUUCGUUUAAAGAACUUGUUAGAAGUAAUAGCAUGGAAGACUUUGUUGCGACACAAAAGUUGUCGUAUUCUGUUGCGAAUUCAACACUGGUCCUCAUAGUUUUCGGGAAUGAUUCUCGUCAGAUGUUCGAGUUUGCAAUCGAGCUGUUUGAUUGCUAUCGAACUCAGUUGCAUUAUGUUCACAGUGCGGAAGAAUUUGCCGUUUAUCUUGCUCAAAUCAGUCGUGCAUUAGCCAAAAUGGAACGCUGUCAAGCUCACCACGACCGACUGGUCGUCGAUGUAGAGAAGGGCGUCAAAGAUGCGCCACCAGAUGAGAUGGUUCGUGACUGGUGGAAUAAAAUGCUGGCAGUGAUUUGUCGUAUGCAAGACGGGCAAAGGCGAGCUCUUAUGGCAGCAUAUCCGAACCCGUUUAUAGCGGGCCGUCGAUUCCAAGAGAUGGGUUACACACUUGCCGUGCGAGAACUGGCCGAACUCCAAACGGAAGGUGGACGUCGGCUUGGCCCUGUGAUGGCUCACCGUCUUUUCAUGAUUAUCACUGACACUUCAGGAAUGGAAAUAGGCGACUCCGCUUCUACGAUGCAGGUCCGCCUGCAUGCUCGUAAUAUGUUUGCAUUUGCUGUCGGAGCUGCAUUCAUCUAUCUUGCCUAUUUGAUAUUCUUCAAAACUGGUGAUGGCUUCCCAGAAAUUGACGUUGAUCUCAGCAAUGUUGUCAGCUAUGCUGUUUUGGCAGUGGAGAUGGGUGGAUAUGCUGUGCGUAAAAUACACGAGGAGAACGCAUUGAAUAUUGCGCAGAAAGGCCUGACUGACGAAGGAAAAGCUGAGUUACUAACCAAGGCUGAUCUCGUAUCGAACUUCCUAAUCCUCGAUGUUUUACAGCGAUUUCCCCGUCUAAAGAUUGUAACUGAAGAAAAGGAUUCGUCCAUUUCGGAAUCCGAUGCAGCGCCAUAUCGAGCUGAUUCUUACUCGAUGUGGUUGUCCAUCCGCGAUGUACUCGCUAUGAUUCCUUCUCGCCGUCUUACGCUUUCUGACGUUCUGGUUUAUGUUGACCCUCUCGAUGCCACUCAGGAGUACACCGGUAUCGAUUCGUACCUUCUGAAGCUGUGUUUAUUGAAAUUCUUCGUUGCAAUGCUCUCAACAACUUUUCAGAGGGCCUGA
Messenger RNA from Cooperia oncophora, 1326 nucleotides. The record is from the annotation of a GenBank genome assembly. Lineage: Eukaryota; Metazoa; Nematoda; Chromadorea; Rhabditida; Trichostrongylidae.